This is a messenger RNA of Amaranthus tricolor (Joseph's coat), 1827 nucleotides long. RefSeq names its product ethylene-responsive transcription factor ABR1-like. The transcript is spliced from 2 exons. Gene Ontology annotation, molecular function: DNA-binding transcription factor activity; DNA binding. The coding region runs from base 155 to 1393 and encodes 412 amino acids. Gene Ontology annotation, biological process: ethylene-activated signaling pathway; regulation of DNA-templated transcription. NCBI's taxonomy places the organism in Eukaryota, Viridiplantae, Streptophyta, Magnoliopsida, Caryophyllales, Amaranthaceae. The record is from RefSeq and is a predicted model, not a curated record.
UAUAAUCCAUUUCUUUCAUCAAACAAUCUUAAUCUCUUAAAUCAAAAAUAUUUAUAAAAAACAUAAUAUUUAGAAUUUAAAAGAAUUAAUUAAUUUAAUUAAUUAAUUAAUUUAAUUAAUUAACAUAAAAAAAAGAGUUACGUGUUUGUUAUACAUGUGUGUAUUAUCAAAGGUGGCGAACCAAAGGGGUGAUCAAGGGUUUUCAUCAGCAUCAUCAAGCGGUGCAAGAAGAACAACCAACGGUGGAGAUGAAGAGAGAGAAAGUCCUGUAACCACCAUGGAAGCUCAACAAGAACCUGUUUUGAGAACUAAUUGGGAAACUUCGGCUAUGGUUAUGGCUUUAACUGAUGUUAUUUCGGGUCGAGGCGGGUGCGACUUUGGUACUGUUGCUGUUGAUAUUGGUGGGUGGUCCGACCCGUUUUCUUUUGGUGGGUACCCGACUAUGUCGCCGGGUGUGUGGGUUGGGCAGAAAAGAGGAAGGGAAGAAACGCGUGGUGGUGAUUUUGCGGACUUUCCGUUUUUGUAUGGUGGUUUUAGCGGCGGUGCUGGUGGUGGUGGUGAAGGGGAAUCAUCGUCAAGUGCAAGUGGAGUUAAGGAAGAAUUACAAAGUCCAAGUUCCGUUCAAAUACCAUCACAUUCCCAUUCGAGCUCAGUAGUCAGCACCACCACAACUCUCACUUCAAUCGACCAACCGCCGCCAACCACCAUAGCUCCCACCGUACCCUCAGCCCAAGAAGAGCCCCAAGGAGGAGAGCGUAAGCGUCGAUACAGGGGAGUCCGCCAACGACCUUGGGGCAAAUGGGCUGCUGAAAUACGCGACCCGCACAAAGCUGCCCGAGUUUGGCUCGGCACAUUCGACACAGCCGAGGCCGCCGCUCGCGCCUACGACGAGGCGGCACUCCGCUUUCGUGGUAACCGAGCCAAACUCAACUUUCCUGAGUUCGUCCAAUCUGUCCCUCCACCCACCGCCUGCCCAUCCCCACCAACCGGCACCGGAAUCCUACCGGCGCGGACUCUUUUUCAGCCCAACCGACCGGCCCGAACAAUCCAUUUUCAACCACAAUUACAACAACAGAUCAACACAAAUAAUCAAGUUAGAGAUUACUGGGAAUACUCCCAACUUUUACAAAGUUCAGGGGAUUUCAACUUUCCAGGGUUACAACAAAUUCUAUACCCAUCAACAUGUCAGCCAUUGAUGGGCCCACCUUCACUCUCCUUUUCUUCAUCAUCAUCAGGAAUGUCAAACUUGCAGUAUCCACAUAUUUUCUCUGGUGAUCAAACCUCCAUUUUUAGACCUCCAGGAAAUCAUAAUAAUAAUAAUAAUAAUAAUAAUAAUAAUAAUAAUAAUUGGUCUCAAAAUGAUCCUUAUAACCCUCCAUCUUCCUCCAGCUAGAUCUUUAAUUCUUUGAUUUUCAUCAAAUCCUGUUUAAUUUCUAGGAAGGAAUUAAAUGUUCUUCUAAUUUUCUUUUUUUAAAAAAAAAUACAAUAAUUGUUAUAUGUUUUCAUUCCAAUUUUCCAAAGGCAUCACUUUAUAUAAUGAUAGAAAUGAUAGAAUCAUGGAAGUAGAAGUGUAACUUGAUGGUAGAUGAUGUAGGUGGAUCUAAGGUUGGAAAUUAAGUUAUAUAUAAGUUUGAAGGUUGUAUGUAUAAAAAUAGAUACAGGUAUGUAUUAGUAUUACAUUACACAUUGUACCAAUUUUAUUUUAGUAGAAAUACAAGAUAAGAUAAAGCAUAGAAGAAUUGGUAUAAUUAUAUCAUGUACUUUUCAACAUUAUACUUCUAUGAAGUUAUUAAAUCCAUUGAUGUUGAUAAUAUUGUUUUAAAAUGU